This is a messenger RNA of Daphnia carinata, 959 nucleotides long. Its product is annotated as ran-specific GTPase-activating protein-like. The transcript is spliced from 5 exons. Bases 146 to 823 code for a protein of 225 amino acids. The record is from RefSeq and is a predicted model, not a curated record. Gene Ontology annotation, cellular component: nuclear pore; cytoplasm. Gene Ontology annotation, biological process: nucleocytoplasmic transport. NCBI's taxonomy places the organism in Eukaryota, Metazoa, Arthropoda, Branchiopoda, Diplostraca, Daphniidae. Gene Ontology annotation, molecular function: GTPase activator activity.
AAAACGACAAUUAGAAGCCUGAACUUUGGAAAAUUCUAGUUGUAUAGUAAUUGUCUGAAACUCUUGUACUCGGUAUUGGCAAAUCCUCCAUUGACGUAACAACUAUUUUUUCAUCCUUUUCCAUUCUCGUAACAUUUUAUAUAAAAUGACUGAUAUAUCUGUAGAAAUCCAAAACAACAAAGACCACAAGGAGGAUGUCGAAAACGAUGAACAUGAAGAACACGAUCCGUAUUUUGAACCAAUUAUCCAUCUUCCAGAAGUUCAUAUUUAUUCAAUGGAAGAAGAUGAGGAAGAUCUUGUUAAACUGCGUGCUAAACUCUACAGAUAUGAUAACACAGAGGAACCUCAUCAGUGGAAAGAAAGAGGAACUGGAGAAAUUAAAAUCUUAUGCCAUCUGAAACAGAACACUGCAAGAGUUUUGAUGAGGAGAGAUCGAACAUGGAAAAUUUGUGCUAAUCACUAUAUAACUCCUGCAAUGGAAUUGAAACCUAACUGUGACAGUGACCGUGCAUGGAUCUGGAGUGUACCAGCAGAUUUUGCUGAUGAGGUUCCCAAACCUGAGCUUCUUGCUGUUCGUUUUUCAAAUGCCGAAAAUGCAAAACUAUUUAAGGAGGCAUUUGAGGAAGCUCAAAGAAUCUUGGAGCAAAACCAAAAUCUGACAGAAGAACAAGCAACAAGCGACGAGAGUGGCGAUGAAGUUGGAGAAAGCGAAAAAGACGAUGAGGAACAGGAUAGUGAAAACUCAGGAUCGAAAGUUGAACAGGAAGUUAUUGAAAAAUUGCGUGAAUUGGAAGUAGAUGGUGCAACUGGGAAAACGGGUUAGCUAAAAAUGACAGUGGUCACACUUAAGACACUUCAUCUUUAUUGGACGUUUGCUCUCAAGUCAUUCCUGAAAAGACAUUUUAAGCUCAUGGAUCGUUGAGAAACUACUCAGAGAAAUACACUUCAUAUGAAAGCCA